AUAUAUCAGAUCACAGCUCUGGUGUCUCCACAACCUCUCUUAACAAAGUGACUUCUACCAGAUCAGCUCCCCGUCAGAAACUCAAGACAUGAUGGAAGGACACGUACGCGGGCAAGAUGAAAAAGAGGUGGCCGUGGUUACCGGAGGGAACAGAGGGAUUGGGUUAGAAAUAUGCAGGCAGCUUGCUUCCAAAGGAGUCACGGUAGUAUUGACAGCCAGGGACGAGAUGAGGGGUGCAGAAGCGGUCAAAAAUCUUGCAGCGCAGGGGCUAUCCAACGUCCUGUUUCAUCAACUGGAGGUUGGAGAUCUCUCAAGCGCUGCACGUCUCGCUGAUUUUAUCCGAGACAAAUUUGGCAAACUGGAUAUAUUGGUCAACAAUGCAGCAAUUGCCGGGUCCAAAACAGAGAUCAGCGAUCCAGAAUCUUUCAAGUUAGAGCUUGCAGGCAUGAAUACCCAGGAAAAGCUCGAAAGGAUCAGGAGGCACACCACAGACCCUUACGACAAAGCAGAGGAGUGCUUAAGAACAAACUACCAUGGCACCAAAAUUGUCACAGAAGCGCAUCUUCCUCUCCUGCACCUCUCGUCGCAUGGAAGAAUUGUAAACAUAUCAUCUCGUUUCGGACUACUCAGGUUUUUCAGUGGCGAUAAACUUAAGAAGGAGCUAGACAACAUUGAUGACCUAUCCGAAGAGAGAUUAGAUGAGCUGUCAGAAUUGUUUCUCAAUCACUUCAAGAAUGGCCAGCUAGAACCCUAUGGGUGGCCGACUGAAGGAGGGUAUCUUGCAUAUAAAGUGUCCAAGGCUCUUGUCAAUGCUUAUUCGAGAAUCGUUGCAAAGAAGCACCCAACACUUCGUGUGAAUUGUGCGCAUCCUGGCUUUGUCAGUACAGACAUGAGCUUCCACACCGGAGAUCUCACAGUCGAGGAAGGCGCAAGGGGAGCUUUGAUUCUAGCUCUCGUACCCAAGGGAGGCACGACCGGAGUGUUCUUGAACCGCACAGAGGUCGCAUCCUUCGUGUAACUCUCUAUAAAUUUUGUUGUAAGGUGUGACCCUCAUGUUUCUUUAAAUAAAAAUGUCUGCAUAUAGAAGCUGUCACCAAGGAAUCAGCUAGCUACACAUACAUAACAAAUACAUAGUCUUCGAAAAACUCCAGUAGGAUGCAGAACAGAAAAGCAAGAGUAUUUGUCAUAUGAUGCUAAUGGAGAGCCAACUAACGAAGCAAAUAUAUUUUUUGGAAC
Molecule: messenger RNA, 1236 nt
Organism: Sorghum bicolor (sorghum)
Lineage: Eukaryota; Viridiplantae; Streptophyta; Magnoliopsida; Poales; Poaceae
Product: (+)-neomenthol dehydrogenase
Exons: 5
Coding region: 89-1018 (309 amino acids)
Cellular component (GO): membrane
Source: RefSeq, a predicted model, not a curated record